CUUCAGAGCGGGCGCUCCGAGGCUAGAGGGAAGGAGAAGGGAUCAGGAGCGGGAGCUGAGGGAAAAGAGGUCGGUCCGGGUCUGGACGCUGUCGCUGCUCGCCCGAGGUCUGCAGGCCGGGCUGCGGCUCAGUCCUCGGCUCCUGGGCACAGUCUACGGAGGCUCCGCCGGGCCAGCGUGGGAGAGCCGCAGGCGGCGGCCGCCGCAUCAUGUCAACCAAGGACGAGCGGGCCAGGGAGAUCCUGAGGGGCUUCAAACUAAAUUGGAUGAACCUUCGGGAUGCUGAGACAGGGAAGAUACUCUGGCAAGGAACAGAAGACCUGUCAGUCCCUGGAGUGGAGCAUGAAGCCCGUGUUCCCAAGAAAAUCCUCAAGUGCAAGGCAGUGUCUCGAGAACUGAACUUCUCUUCAGCAGAGCAAAUGGAAAAAUUCCGCCUGGAACAAAAAGUUUACUUCAAAGGGCAGUGCCUAGAAGAAUGGUUCUUCGAGUUUGGCUUUGUGAUCCCUAACUCCACAAACACCUGGCAGUCCCUGAUAGAGGCAGCGCCCGAGUCCCAGAUGAUGCCAGCCAGCGUGCUAACUGGAAAUGUUAUCAUAGAGACAAAGUUUUUUGACGACGAUCUUCUUGUAAGCACAUCCAGAGUGAGACUUUUCUACGUUUGAGAGAAGAAUAUGUGUGCAUUUCAAGAAUUCAUUUUUUUAGGGGGAAGGAGGAAACUGUUUACUUUUUUCCUCUAUACAUUUGAUUUUUGACACUUCCACCCCUAAUUCCCUCUACGGCAAAACCCACCUGUGGCCACCAGGGGACCAGCUCUGUGUAGGUAACCAGAUGGCUUUUUUCUCUCAAGCCACCAUCUUCAACUGACCAGAUUAAACUCCCAAUCCCGGACCAGGGCAGAGGGCAUGCCUCAACUCCUUCUUGGAGUAGACACGGGGACAAACACAUACCACAAGCUGUUCCCGUCACCCUGCCUCCUUCUUGGGCCCUGCAGGCAACACAUCUUCCUUUGGCCCCUGGUUUUGGAAAAGUUCAAGUUCCUGACCCACGUUUAGUUUUUUCCUACCAUUUCUAUUUCAUACAUUCUCAUACAUUUAACUUGUAAAAUAGACUGUGAUAUUAUUGUUACAUAGUGAAUUAAAACAUAUGAAUUAAAAUAUUCCUAUGUCUUUAGCAUGG
Messenger RNA from Aethalodelphis obliquidens (Pacific white-sided dolphin), 1176 nucleotides. RefSeq names its product phosphodiesterase 6D (gene PDE6D). Gene Ontology annotation, cellular component: cytoplasm. The transcript is spliced from 5 exons. Gene Ontology annotation, biological process: sensory perception of light stimulus. Bases 210 to 662 code for a protein of 150 amino acids. Lineage: Eukaryota; Metazoa; Chordata; Mammalia; Artiodactyla; Delphinidae. The record is from RefSeq and is a predicted model, not a curated record.